Emiliania huxleyi CCMP1516 is the source of this 1233-nucleotide messenger RNA. RefSeq lists its product as hypothetical. The transcript has a single exon. The coding region runs from base 1 to 1032 and encodes 343 amino acids. NCBI's taxonomy places the organism in Eukaryota, Haptophyta, Isochrysidales, Noelaerhabdaceae. The record is from RefSeq and is a predicted model, not a curated record.
AUGUCGGAGGACAAGGCGAAGAAGCUUGCCGCGGAGAUCCAGGCCUCCUCGAGCUCAGAGACCUUCGACUUGGCCGGGUACGGGCCCGAGGGACUCGCGCAGCUCGUCAAGGCGGGUCUCGGGACGCCGAUCCGCAGCGCGGAGAUGAUGCGGCUCACGUUUGUCUGCGGUGGAGGCAAGAAGGUGCGCCAAAAGUACGCUGACAACCUCCCGAGUCUCUUUGGCGACGCGCUGAAGAGUUCAGGCUUCGUAGAGGACCGCGGCGCGGCGGCCUCCCUCGACUGCCAGGGGCGCUACAAGUUCCAGCAUGACACCGACAAGGACCUCAAGUUUGUGCACGUUUUCCCGCGAAUCGCGCCGCCGGACACGCCGGGCGGCGAGGGCGACGCGGCGCUCUCGCCCGCCGACCUGGUGAUAUUCGCCGACCUGCCGGCCUUCAGAACGAUGGUCGCCAAGAAGACGCCCUCCUUUAGCCAGCGACGCCGCGCGCUCGACGUCCUCAAGGCGGCCAAGGCGCGGCUCGCCGCCAUCGAGGCGAAGCAGCUCGCCGAGCUGCAGCCGCUCUCCGAGGAGGAGCAGAGCUACUACGACUCUUCGGACGCAGACGGACUGCAGGCGAAGCAGGACUUCCUGCAGGCGCUCCUCGAGGAGAUGAUCGCCGCCGGCCAGCUCACCAAGCCGGAGCAGAGCGCUGUGCUCGAGCAGCUGCAGCAGAAGCUCGAGGCGGUCGAGGCGCAGGUGGCGGCGGCCGCCGCCGCCGGCUCGUCCAAGAAGGAGGCCAAGCUGCGCGAGGCGCGCGAGAAGCUCGAGGCGCGCCGCGCCGCCGUCUCGGCGCUCAAGCCAAUCGCCAACCGGCCUAAGUUCGCUUCGGAGAUUGGCGCGGUGCAAAAGCGGCUCGCCGCGCUCGACGCGCUCGAGAGGAGCGCAAAGGUGCUGUCGCUCGACGACGCGCUCAAGCUCAACGCGAGGCCAAAGCUGCUCGAGGACCUCAAGGCGAUGCAGGCGGAAAGCAGAGGCUGGUUUGCCGAGUGAGCAGCAACCAGCAGCCGCGUGCGGGCCGUUCACAGCCUCGACGUACCGCUCGAUCCGCAGGUGACUGUGAGCUGUGAAGUCGGCCGCCCCGCCCGAUCGGUGUCGCGCAUCCCGACCUUCCCGAGGGAGCUUGCUGGCCCGUUGCCCUUGAAAGUUUCUGGCGUGAAACGAAGAAAAGUAGGGAAAGCUAAUCUCAUUCUU